UUGUUAACAUUUUCAAGAAAUAACAUUUUGUUUGUUUUUAUUUCUUCAUGAAAAAUUUGAUUAUUGAUCUUGACAUUCGAGAUUUUUAUUUAAUAUCUUGUAUUUUUUUGAAAUGUACGCGAUACCCAAUGAGGAAAAUAAUUCCUUCCAAGCCAGUGGAUCGGAGCAUGUUUUGACCCGUGAAGCUAUGAGAAAAUAUCUUUUUGAAAAAGCGGAACUUGCUGAGCGAUCAAAAUCAGAAAAGGUAGAAAAGGAUAUCAAAGUGAUCAUCUUGCAUGCCAAAGUUGCCCAGAAAUCAUAUGGAUCAGAAAAGCGUUUCUUUUGUCCGCCACCGUGUAUUUAUUUGACUGGGGAAGGAUGGAAGGAAAGAAAAGAAAGAAUGAUCAAAGAAGGAUGUUCAGAAGAAGGGGCUCAAGUUUGUGCAUUUAUUGGCAUUGGAAGUCCCGAGCAAGAAAUGCAACAGUUGCAUUUCAAUGGAGAGAACUUUUGUAUGGCCAAAACAUUAUUCAUCAGUGAUUCUGACAAAAGGAAACAUUUCAUGCUAUCAGUCAAAAUGUUUUAUUCUAAUAGUGAUGAUAUUGGAACCUUCUAUUCUCAAAGAAUCAAAGUAAUUUCCAAGCCAUCUAAAAAGAAACAAUCCCUCAAAAAUACUGACUUGUGUAUCGGCUCAGGAACCAAAGUUGCACUCUUCAACCGAUUGAGAUCUCAAACUGUAAGCACAAAGUACUUACAUGUGGAAAAUAAGCAUUUCCAUGCCAGCUCAACUCAAUGGUCAGCGUUUACAAUACACUUGCUUGAUGAUAACGAAGCUGAGUCAGAGGAAUUCACCGUCCAAGACGGUUUCAUUCAUUAUGGUUCAACUGUUAAACUUGUUGACGCUAUUACUGGUGUAGCUCUUCCAAGAUUGAUCAUACGAAAAGUUGAUAAACAAGAAGCCUUAUUGGACGCUGAUGAUCCAGUAUCUCAAUUGCACAAAUGCGCUUUCUACUUGAAAGAUACCGAAAGGAUGUAUUUAUGCCUUAAUCAAGAUAAAAUCAUCCAAUUCCAAGCAACAGCAUGUAAUAAUGGUCAAAAUAAGGAAGUUUUAACGGAUGGAGCCUCAUGGACAAUCAUAAGUACAGAUAAAGCAGAAUAUACAUUCUAUGAAGGAAUGAAUCUCAUAAAGGACGCAGUUACUCCGGUCCCUAUCGUUCAUAGUUUAAAUAUGAAUGGUGGAGGUGAUGUUGCCAUGCUAGAAUUGAAUGGUGAAAAUUUCAAUGAAUCACUAAAAGUCUGGUUUGGUGAAGUCGAGGCAGAAACUUUCUACAGAUGCCAGGAAAGUUUGCUCUGCGUUAUACCUCAGAUCUCUGAAAUAAGAGAAGGCUGGGAAUGGGUCCGACAACCAACACAAGUACCUAUUUCUUUGGUCCGUAAUGAUGGUGUCAUUUAUUCAACUAGUCUUACAUUUACAUAUACUCCUGAACCUGGUCCUCGGCCUCACUGUCCUGAUGUUGAUAGGAUUAUCCGACCAGGUCGUACCAAUCCAGACAGCCCAAAAUACCAGCAUCGUCAUAACUUUUUCAAUUCUACACCCAUAUCAUCACCACUUGAACAAAGAACCAGUGACAAUAACGAUUCUCUUCAAAUGAACAACAGUGAUGCAUACAUGGUACCUGUUGAAUAUUAUGGAACUUGGACAGAUUGUGGGGAAAAUAGGAUUAGACUUCGUCACCCAAACGAUCCACCACUUUGACAGCACGCCAAUAUUUUACAAAAUUGAUCUUAUUGCUCAUCAAAUUGAUUUUUCUCAUCUAUAGUCCAGCGCACAAAUUUCAUUAUACAAGUCAAUUUCACUACUUAGUGCUAACUAAACUUACCUCAAAUCUCGCAAGCGAAAAGCGCACAAACAAAUCACGAAAGAAAAAUAUUUAGUCACUCACAUAUCAUCACAUACCAUCACAUAAUUGUAAAUAACAAUUUUGUAAAUACCAUUAAUUCAUAUAAAUAUGUAUUUAUAGAUAUCUUAUGUUUUUAAUGGAAUUCACCAAACUCAAAGCUAUCAUGAAAAUCCCUCCAUAAUUCACCACGCAUCAAUUUAAUGUAUUUAAAUCUAAUUUUCUAUUCUAUUCGUAAAAAGUAUCGAAUAUAUUCAAUUUAAUAAAUAUUUUGUUAAAUUUA
This is a messenger RNA of Tetranychus urticae (two-spotted spider mite), 2157 nucleotides long. Its product is annotated as recombining binding protein suppressor of hairless. Gene Ontology annotation, molecular function: DNA-binding transcription activator activity, RNA polymerase II-specific; RNA polymerase II cis-regulatory region sequence-specific DNA binding. Gene Ontology annotation, cellular component: nucleus. Gene Ontology annotation, biological process: regulation of transcription by RNA polymerase II. NCBI's taxonomy places the organism in Eukaryota, Metazoa, Arthropoda, Arachnida, Trombidiformes, Tetranychidae. The record is from RefSeq and is a predicted model, not a curated record.